Ochlerotatus camptorhynchus is the source of this 1548-nucleotide messenger RNA. RefSeq lists its product as uncharacterized. The record is from RefSeq and is a predicted model, not a curated record. The transcript is spliced from 3 exons. The coding region runs from base 1 to 1548 and encodes 515 amino acids. NCBI's taxonomy places the organism in Eukaryota, Metazoa, Arthropoda, Insecta, Diptera, Culicidae.
AUGGCGGAACAUCAGGAGAAGCGGCAGCUGGUGCUUCGGCGCACGUCACUGCUGGCAUCGUUGGCUCGAGCGGGACAAUUCCUGGAGGCAUACGAAGAAGAGCGGGAUAGGCUAGAGGUGGCACUGCGAAUCAAAAAUCUGGAUACGAUUCGGCAGAGCCUUGAAGACAUUCAGGCGGUUCUGGAAGGCAUCGAGGAGUCAAACGCAGGCUGGUCUGCUUUCGAAAUUGCCGUCGUGCAUUCCUACUGGCAAUUCCAAUCCUACCCCCCUAUGGUUUCCUCCAGUAUCAAGGGUCUUAAGCUUCCGACGAUUACUCUGCCUGAAUUCAACGGGGAUUACAACGAGUGCUUGGCCUUCCAUGACAUCUUUCUGGCGUUGAUCCACUCGAACCAGGACGUUCCAGAUAUCGAAAAAUGCCACUACCUGAAGUCAUCAUUAAUUGAAGAAGCUGCUCAGGUCGUCGAGUCAUUCGCGAUUAGUGCUGCCAACUAUCCACUGGCCUGGCAGGCACUGGUGAGCAGAUAUGCAAACGAAUACCUCCUCAAGAAGCGACACCUGCAGGCUAUGUUAGAGAUCCAAUGGGUGAAGAAGGAGACGACAGCUUCGUUGCACGGAAUCGUUGAAGAAUUCGAGCGGCAUACCAAAACUCUACGGCAGCUCGGUGAACCAAGGCGUGGGAAGAUCAUGCAUCAACGACCGAGAACCCAACCUACGAUGCACUCAUUGAGUUCCUGCAUCGGCGCAUCCGUGUACUGGAGUCCAUUUCGGUCAAUCACGCUCAACCUCUGCCACACGGUCGAUAGUCCUCCCAUCAAGUGUUAUGCUUGUGAACAGCGCCAUCCGUUGGUGAAGUGCAUGAAGUUCGAGAAAAUGAGUGCAGCUGACCGGCUGACCCUGGUCAACGUGAAUCGGCUUUGCUUGAACUGUUUCCGGUCUGAUCAUUUCUCGAGGAACUGUCCGUCGAGAUACACGUGCAGGUUUUGCAAGAGGCGUCAUCAUUCUCUACUCCAUUCUGGAUUCGGAGACAAUCCAAUUACAUCCGAAUCAAGUAAUGAGACGCAGGUGUCUGCCGACGUAAAUCUGGCCUCAGCGAGUGACGAGUCAACAUCGUCCGUUCUAUCGGCAGCCGCAUCCACCCAACCAACGGAGACCGACUGCAGUCUACAGCCUCAAGAGAUUGAGAGAAACGUUUUCAUGCUAACAGCAAUCGUUGUGGUCGUUGAUCGCUAUGGCAAGGAGCACUUGACACGUGCUCUGUUGGAUUUUGAAUCCCAACCCAACCUGAUUACCAAGAAGAUGGCUCAAUUACUAAGGCUGAAGCGAAGCAAGACGAAAGUUCUUGUCCAGGGAAUUGGUCCACAACCACAGAACGUUCACGUUCAGAUCCGGUUCAGGAAGGAGAACUUUUCCGUGGAUGCCGAUUUCCUGAUUCUUCCGAAGGUCACUCCUGAAAUACCCGUCCACAAUGUUCCAGUAGAUCAUUGGAACCUUCCACCGAAGCUCUUCCUGGCUGAUCCCCAGUUCCAUAAGCGUGUGAUCAAUCACUAG